Messenger RNA from Paramecium pentaurelia, 1994 nucleotides. NCBI's taxonomy places the organism in Eukaryota, Ciliophora, Oligohymenophorea, Peniculida, Parameciidae. The record is from the annotation of a GenBank genome assembly.
AUGAAUUCUUAUGAAUUGGAAUUGAAAUCAAAGAAUAUUAGUGAUAAUGUUGAUUUAUUCAUACAAACUAAAAUGUAGGGAGAAGAAGUUCAAUUACCAAUUUUAUGUUCAUUUUCAAAAUCAAUUAUUGAUAUACCUGUAAGACAUUCUGAUUUUGCCUUACUUAAAUGUAUUUUCGAUUUAAACUUUUGGUUAGAAUAUUGCAAUAAAUAUGAUAAAACAUAAAAGUAUUCAAUAUAGUAUAAAUUCAAUAGUAUUGUUGUUUGUCCUGGAUGUAAUAAAAAGAUAAUUACUACUGAAUUUGGUGUAGAUUAUAAGUUAUAUCAUGCUUUGGAAGCUUUUAAAUUAUUUAAAGAAUAAUAUAAAAGAAUGAAUCCCAAUAAAUAUAUUGAAUCAAAUGAACUUUUUUAUAAGGCAUCCUACUCCAAUCCAGUUUAUAAAUUUAAAGUUAAAGAUGAUAAAAAAGCUUUAACCUUCCAAAAAGUAACUAUUCCAGGAACUUCUGCUAUUUUAGGUAUCUAGAAAAGGCAUCUCCUUAUAAAUAAAGAAUAAAUACCUUAAAAAAAAAAAAUAAAUGAUGAUUUAGCCUAAACCAUUGAGAAAUUAUCUCAAUAUCUCAAUCGAAAAUUAUAUAGAAUAUCAAAGGAAAGAUAAAUAUUCAUAAGAAAUUUAUAAAAAUUAAUAGAAUUUAAAAAAAAGGAGAUUAGACAUAUAUUUAAUAAAUCUAUGAGAUUAAUAUCUUUUGGAAAUAAAUCUUUAAAAAAUGAUUUCAUUUUUGCAUUAAAAUAAAUAUCAGGAGUAGCUAAUAGAUUAAAAUCACUUGUAACUAUUAAUUUCUACAUAGUUAAUUGUAUAUUAUGUAUAUUAUGAUGUUUGGCAUGAAUACAAUUUAGAUUAUAAUUAAAAUCCUAUUGAUAUUUUAGAACAACAAUUAUGUAUAAAAGAAUUUAGUGAAGGAAAAGAUCAUUAAUUAUAUAUUAUAGGAGGAGUAUAUACAACAGAUAGAUACAAAUAGAGUUCGUAAUUUAUAAGAAUUCAAAUACCAAGUGAUCCAUAUGAGAAAAAAUAAGCUUUAAUUGAGAUUUUACCAAAUUUACCUUUAGAAGGCUAUAAUUUUAUGGGCACAGGAUAUAAUGGGUAUUUUUUAUUUUUACAAUUCCAGAAAAAUAUAUGUCUUUUAUGGUUAGAAAAGAAAAGUAGUAGAUGGGGAAAAUAUUAAUGAACUAUUGAAUAAUCCCUAUGUAUAUAAAAAAAAUAGAUGGGAGAAACUUGAUAUUCUAUUAGAAAAUAGAUUUGAUGGAAGUUUUUUCGUAUAUUAAGACCCAAUAUUUGAUAAAUUAGUAAUCUUUUAUGGAGGUAUAUCUCAUUAUCCUAAUGGUAUACCUAAUCAUCUUUGUGAAUAAUAAAAUAAAAUAUAAAUAUUUUCUUGUAAGGAAGAAAAUCUAUUAGGAAGUAUAUAAAAAUAUUUUGAACCUGAAUUUUCAAAAAAGCCAGAAGAAUAAUAUUAAAAAAAAGUUCUUUGUACUCCUCUUUUUUCUUGUCCAUAUUAUGGGAGAAAUUAAUUAAUUUUAUCAGGAGAAUUUCUCAAGAAACCGUUGACUGAAGAUUAUAAAAUGGGAAAGAGAGAAAUAUAUACUUUAGAUUGGGAAAAUGGUAUAUUUAGAUUAAAUGAAUUAUUUUCACUUGAACCUCCUUAAUAAAUUCUUACUAUAGUUAAUUCUGGUGGCAAAACAUUUUAACCUGUUUAAGACUUUGAAGGUUGUGUUGCCUAUGGUAAUUUUUAUACAAUAUUUCACACUCAAAAUGAAAAUAAAUAAGAAUAAAAUUUAAAAACUAUCACUAAACUCUUAAAAAUAGAUCUCACAAAUAGUCAAUGUAAAUUUUAAUAAUAUUAAUUAGUUAGAGUAUAUUAAUAUGAAGAUUAAGAUUAAUCAAUUUAGAAAUCAAAAGAAUUAAUAGAAAAAUUUGAAAACAGAAAAAAUAUUAUUUUAUGA